GGCGGCCGCGAGGUCCCCGGCAGUGCGGCCCCGGCGCGGAGCUGGGAGCCUUGGCCAGCGCCCGGCGCCCGCGCCCUCGACCCGCAGCCAUGGUGCCCGGGGCGCCCGGCGCGGCCCUGACCCUCUGCCUCUGGCUGGCGGCCUCCGGGGUCUGCCUGGCGGCCGGCCCCGGCGCGGCGGCUGCACGGCGGCUGGACGAGUCGCUGUCGGCCGGGAGCGUCCAGCGCGCCCGCUGCGCAUCCAGGUGCCUCAGCCUGCAGAUCACGCGCAUCUCCGCCUUCUUCCAGCACUUCCAGAACAAUGGUUCCCUGGUUUGGUGUCAGAAUCACAAGCAAUGUUCUAAGUGCCUGGAGCCCUGCAAGGAAUCCUGGGACCUGCGGAAGCAGCAGUGCCAGAGCUUCUGUGAGCCUCUGUUCCCCAAGAAGAACUACGAAUGCCUGACGAGCUGUGAGUUCCUCAAGUACAUCCUGUCGGUGAAGCAGGGGGAUUGCCCCGCUCCGGAGAAAGCCAGCGGAUUCGCCGCCGCCUGUGUUGAAAGUUGCGAAGUUGACAACGAGUGCUCUGGGGUUAAGAAAUGUUGUUCGAAUGGAUGUGGACACACCUGCCAGGUGCCCAAGACGCUGUACAAAGGUGUCCCCCUGAAGCCCAGGAAAGAGUUACGAUUUACAGAACUGCAAUCUGGACAGCUGGAGAUUAAGUGGUCCUCGAAAUUCAAUAUUUCAAUUGAGCCUGUGAUCUACGUGGUACAAAGAAGAUGGAAUUAUGGAAUCCAUCCUAGUGAAGACGAUGCCACACAUUGGCAGACAGUAGCGCAGACCACAGAUGAGCGGGUUCAACUGACUGACAUACGACCCAGCAGGUGGUACCAGUUCCGAGUGGCGGCUGUCAACGUCCAUGGGACUCGAGGCUUCACCGCCCCCAGCAAACACUUCCGCUCCUCCAAAGAUCCAUCCGCACCGCCACCUCCCACCAACCUCCGGCUUGCGAACUCCACCAUCAACAGUGACGGAACUGUGACUGUGGCUAUUGUUUGGGAUCUGCCGGAGGAGCCAGAUAUCCCAGUGCAUCACUACAAAGUGUUUUGGAGCUGGACAGUCAGCAGCAAGUCGCUUGUCCCGACGAAAAAGAAGCGUAGAAAAACUACGGAUGGGUCUCAGAAUUCUGUGGUCCUGGAGAGACUUCAGCCAGACUGUGAGUACAGCGUGGAACUGCAGGCGAUCACGUACUGGGGGCAGACACGCCUGAAGAGUGCCAAGGUCUCCCUUCAUUUCACGUCCACACAGGCCGCCAGCAAUAAAGAACAACUUGGGAAAACUAAAAAAAGUGUGAUGCAAAUACAGCCCCCUUUUCAAAGACGGCCCACUCGCCUCCUGGAAAUUGGCGCUCCAUUCUAUCAAGACAACCAACUGCAGGUGAAGGUUUACUGGAAAAAGACCGAAGAUCCCAGUGUCAAUCGAUAUCACGUGCAGUGGUUUCCAGAAGUCUGUGCGCACAAUGAAACCACUGGACCAGAGACGUCAUCUGGCAUGACCCAGGAAAAUUAUAUAAUUCUGCAAGACCUAUCAUUUUCCUGCAAAUAUAAGGUGACCGUCCAACCAACACGGCCAAAGGGCCGCUUGAAGGCGGAAACUGUUUUCUUUACCACGCCACCGUGCUCCGCUCUUAAGGGGAAAAGCCACAAGCACGUUAACUGCCCCGGUGAAGCAGGUCAUGUUCUUUCCAAAGUACCAGCCAAGCCCGAGAACCUUUCUGCUUCAUUCGUUGUCCAAGAUGUUAACAUCACGGGCCACUUUUCUUGGAAGAUGGCCAAGGCCAACCUCUAUCAGUCCAUGACUGGCUUUCAAGUGACGUGGGCUGAGGUCACGACGGAGAGCAGACAGAACAGCUUGCCCAACAGCAUCAUUUCACAGUCCCAGAUACUGCCUUCAGAUCAUUACGUCCUAACAGUGCCCAAUCUGAGGCCAUCCACCCUUUAUCGCCUAGAAGUACAAGUGCUGACCACGGGAGGGGAAGGGCCAGCCACCAUGAAAACCUUCCGGACCCCCGACCUCCCGCCGUCUGCAGCACACAGACCCCAUCUCAAACAUCGUCAUCCACAUCAUUACAAGCCUGCUCCAGAAAGAUACUAAACAGCUCAAAAAGAGGUUCGAAAUGGAGCAAAUGGAAGGUGUCAGCUUGUGGGCCUUCAAGGACUGGACACGCAUCCCUGCAGAAGCAGAAGGCCCCCCGCGGGACUUCACUCUCCUGUGUGACUUCAGCGCACUGAGUGCUUCUGUCCACCUCCGACGCAUCUGGAAACCAGUGACUAACAGUGAACUGGUGAGGAUGGGCACCAGCUUCCCAUGAGACAAUGAAGAAUAGGCCUGUGUAACUGCAGAUUCCGUUUCCACAUCUGGUUUUGCUAAUGUCUAUUGAAUUAUUGCUGAACUGAGAGUUCCCUGAAUUUGGAGCGGCAAAUUCUCAAAACAAAUUAGUGUAACAAAUACACAGUUCAUACACACAUGAAGCAUAAAGUUAAGGGAUAAAACUUAUUUUUUACUAAAUGAUUGAUUUGAUUUGCAAAAUCAACUAAGAUUGUACAGUUUUUAGGCCCUAUUUACUCAGAUCUUUCAAAAGAUGAUUUUUAUCACAUGCGAAUUUUAACCAAAAAUUUAACAUGAAAUAUACUCAUUAAAUCUAAAAACGCUCCCACUUCAAGCACCUGAAGCUUCAUUUUAUACAAGGACAAGCAAGAGUCCAAUCUGUGAAUUAUGAUUGAUGAAAGGCGUCCAAAGCAAGGUGGAGUUAGUGAAUUAAGCUGCUAUCCAGAUUUUGCCUUGGAGAAAUUUAAAUUCUUUCCUAGGAAUACUUUUUAAUAUUUCAAACUAUAGUAUAAGAGAUUUCCCAGAUAUGUUAUCUUUAUAUUUCCCCUUAAUGUGGAAAACAGCUGCCUAUACGCUUUGUUUACCAUCUUCAUGAAUCGAAAAAUUUACAAAGCGUCUUGCUUAAACUGACAGAAUCCCAACUAUUGAAUAUUUUCAAUUCUUCCCUGCGGUUGGCCUUUUCCUUAUCAAAGUAAGCUAUUUGUAUGCUAGAAUAUUCUCAGUAACGUGAAGAAGGGGCUUUGAUCGAUAGAAGACAGUGGUUUGCUUUUGAACAAGCUUUACUCUCAAAUCUGUUCUAUCCUGUUGUUUCGAAGAUUUCCCAGCCUCCACUGCCCCCGCAGAGCAUGAACUCAAGUCAAAACAAGUUAUCAGUAUAUAGCGUUGCAGUGUCUAUUGGGGCAACUUAAACACAGAAACGUUUGGUUUAAUAUACUUUUUUGUUGAGGAAUACCCAUAUAUAUGUUCAAAAUAUGCAUAUGUGUGUCGUUAUACUCCUAAGUGUGUGUGUCUAUGUUCACAUACAUGGACAUGCGUAUACCUUGAGGAUGAAUGACUGAAGACACUGUUUUCACAGCUCACCACUGGCGGAUAAACACAGUUCUAAAAGGUCAUAAGGAUAAUAUCUUUUCCCCAUCAGUGGUGAUUCUAUGAGAAAAGAGCAAUGUAUCAAAAUUAAACAUUUUUUUUAAAGGACUUCCUCUUGUCGUUAUCUACACGAGUAGCACCCUUAUUCUUGGGUUUGAAGGUGGGACUUGUCGUUUUGUUGUUUCCGGAAAGCCUGCGGAUGCCCUGACCAGUCCUGGGAAGAGCGGAUGGCUCAGGACUCCUUCACUUCCUGGAGUUUUGCAGCAGUGUCUAAAAGCAGAUGCGAUAUAAAAGGGAGAGAAACUAUUUUAUUAUUAUAUCGAUGCAUUUCUUUAGGAAACACAGCCCCAAAGCAUGGAUACCUGAUAAUGGAUAUUGAAAACUGUCUCCUGUGUAUUAAAAUAUUUAAACAGUUGAUAGUGCAGGCAGCGUUUUGCAGCUUUGCACAAGUGACAUAAAUGGGAAAUCUCAGAAUGGAAGUUCUCGCUGGUUCCAGAUGGUUUUCUGCAGCCCUUAGCUAACGUGGUCUGGGAUGGGCUUAUUGCCAUGUGUUGUGAAGUCCCCUGGUUCCAAGAAUGAUAUAUUUUGAAUGGAGAGAACGGGAAACAGCCUUCAUUUAAAACGCCCCCGCGCUUGAGCAGACACCAGAGAGCCUUCUCUGAAACUGUGGUUUAUUCCCGUGCCAUUACCAGCAUCUGAAUUUCAAAUUCUUAAACUUUCAAAAAUCAAGACUUCUAAUUAUCGGCUACAAGUUUAUCUUUUACCUUAAUUUGUCAUGAACAAAUCCUAAUAUUUGUGCCAGCAAAUUUUUGUACCAUUAUAUAGUUUAAAAUGCAGGAAUAUAUACAUAGAUACAAAAUAUUAUUAUUAUAUAAAUUUAAUUGUAUAAAAUUUAAUUAUGUUUCUUUUGUCUGGGUAAUAGACAUUGAGCAAAUAUAUUUUUAGUUCAAUGAAGGUUCUAAAGCUUACACCUUCCUUAAAAAAUCUAAAGCAGCUCUAAGGAGCAUGUAAUUUUGCUAUAAUAAUUUAGAUUUUAUUAGUAUUAUUGGAAGAAAAAUAUUAAUUAGGCAAUAAAACAUGAGUUUCUUUUAUGAAUUUCAAUAAUCUCCAAUAAUCAAAUGAGCAAAAAUAUAAUUACAAUUUUUUUAUUUUUAAAAAUGAGUGCCCUCAUAAACGGAUAAAAUCUAUGUUUUUUUAGAAAAAAAUCUAAAACUUUUUGAAGCAGUUAAUUCUCUGUUUUAUUGAAAUUAGAUGUAUUUCUCUCAUUUGAGAAAAAGUAUAUUCGGUGAUAGUAUUUACUCUUUAAAAAACUGAGCUCAUCAAAACUGCCAAGUUGUCAAAUCCAGGUGGCCAACUCGAGACGCCCUGAGCUACAUGCCUUCUCUUCAUUGACAGCGUUCGCUCUCUGAUGAGGAAUGCAUCUGCGCUAUCCGCAAAAAUCGCUGAAACUCAUGCAGUGAUUUUUAUAAACAAACGAGUGUCCUUUCAAGUCAUUCAUUGUUUGAAUAUGACAUAUUAGAGACGAUAAAGUGCAUGACAGGUAAUUUUUUCCAGUGUUUAUUAAACAAAGUUCAAAGUUUAAAAAUACAUUUAUAUCCCUGAAACUUAAAAGAGCGUGCAGCCAAGUCUCGGGACCAGGUUUUCUCCACCUCAGCACUGUUGACUUUACGGACCGGAUCAUUCUCUGGGAUGGGGACUGUCCUGUCCACUGGGGGAUGUUGAGCAGCCUCCCUGGUCUCCACCCACUCGAUACCAGGAGCACCUCCCCUAAGGUGUGACACCCACAAGUUCUGCAGACAUGGCCAACUACCCCUGGGGGAUAAAGGCCCCCCCGCUCAGAAUCUGCAUCGUAGAGUGAUCUUUACUGAAUAGAUGAAAAUUUGGCCUGUAUAAGGAGUGGAGUCAAUUGCAAAAGUAAGCCCCAGGGACUGAGGAACAGCUGGGAAGUUGCUACAUUUGAUUUCAAAGCCCUAAAUAGUGUCUUUUAUGUCCACUGAAAAACUUGUUUAAAAGACUGAAUUUUGACUUGUGUCUGUAUCAUGCAAGUACAGAUAUUAAUUUUGUCUUACAUGUCAGUCAACAUCACUUGUGAUAAUGACAUGUUUAUUUAAUGCCCUUAAAUGUACCAUGGAUUUCCUCAACUUUACUCCUUCCCGUGUUUGCAAAUAUCUCUGAAUCUUGUUACACAAACUUUACAUUGUAGCCAGAACACAAAAGCUAAAUAUGUGUGCAUGUACUUUGAAAUUCAUCUAAAAUAUAAAUGCAUAAAGGUGGUGACCCUUACCUAUGGUUUUGCAUGGCCGGACUCAGUUUUUACCUCUACUGAGUAUUUUAGCAAGUUAUCCCAUUUACAGAGUGAUUAACAGAGGUGUCUAUGUAAAGUUAUUAUUUUUCCUUUACUUAAUGAUAUUGUAGUGUGCAGAUAACAGAACUGCUAUCUUCUCAUCCAGAUGCUCUCUAGAAAUCAUGUCCCUUAGAGUGGUUGCUUAAAGUCAAUAUUUAUUUAUGUAUGUAAUAAAAAAAGAUUUUUGUGUCUGUCUGUCAUGUUAUUUAGAGAAAAGUAAUCUUGUAAAGAAAAAGCAUUUUGUAAAAAACAAAAAAGUAUUGUAAAUAGUCUGAUAUUCUGUGACUCAUUAUUUUCAUGUUAGAGUUUGUACAUACUGAUUCAGUAAUAAAGUAUCGUUAAACCUGC
Molecule: messenger RNA, 6141 nt
Organism: Equus caballus (horse)
Lineage: Eukaryota; Metazoa; Chordata; Mammalia; Perissodactyla; Equidae
Gene: ANOS1
Product: anosmin 1
Biological process (GO): neuron differentiation
Cellular component (GO): cell surface; extracellular region
Molecular function (GO): peptidase inhibitor activity; protein binding
Source: RefSeq, a predicted model, not a curated record